AUGUCAACAAAUCAUACUAAUAAAAAUGGUACAUCAUCAGAUAUAAAUAUAUCACUUAUUAAAAUUGAUUCAUUAUUAAUUCAAUCAUCAAAAGAUGGGCUAAAACAAAAUUGUCUUAUUGUAUUAGGUUGUGCAGCUAAUAUUUUAUCAGCAAUUGCUAUUAUAUUUCUUAAUAAAUAUAUAUUUUCUCAUUGUCAUAUACAAACAAUGACAUUAACUGCUAUACAAAUGAUAUUUACAUCAUUUGGUCUUAUAAUAUGUUUACAAAUGAAUACAUUUGUACGUAAAACAAUAUCAAUCAAACAAAUUUUACCAUUAUCAAUAGCAUUUUGUGCAUUUGUUGUAUUUACAAAUUUAUCAUUAGAAUAUAAUACAAUAGGAACAUAUCAAUUAUUUAAAGUUUUAACAACACCUGUAGUUGUAUUAAUAUCAUGGCAAUUUUACGAAACAAAAUAUUCAAAAAUGGUUAUAGUUACAUUAAUACCUGUCGUCGUUGGUGUAUCUAUACAUUCAGUUAAUGAUAUUCAAUUAACAUUAUUUGGUACAAUAAUAGCAACAAUUGGUUUUAUAUCAGCAUCACUUUAUCAAAUAUGGAUAAGUGAACGUUUAAAAGAAUUAAAAAUGAAUUCACAACAAUUACUUUAUUAUCAAGCACCAUUAUCAGCAUUAUUACUUCUACCAUUUAUAUUCUAUAUGGAAAAAUUUCCAGUAUAUAAAACAUCUGAAGAACAACGAAUAGCUAUACUAGCUGUUGUAGCUUCGGGUAUUGUUGCAUUUGUUGUUAAUUUAUCAGUUUAUUGGGUUAUUAAAAAUACAUCAGCAUUGACUUAUAAUAUGAUUGGUCAUAUGAAAACAAUUUCAAUUCUUCUUGGUAGUUUUACUUUAUUUGAUGAUUUUCUUAAUUUUAAACAAUUUAUUGGAAUGUUAUUAACAUUAU
Adineta steineri is the source of this 937-nucleotide messenger RNA. The record is from the annotation of a GenBank genome assembly. NCBI's taxonomy places the organism in Eukaryota, Metazoa, Rotifera, Eurotatoria, Adinetida, Adinetidae.